Messenger RNA from Lotus japonicus, 2456 nucleotides. RefSeq lists its product as uncharacterized. The transcript has 4 exons. Bases 883 to 1860 code for a protein of 325 amino acids. The record is from RefSeq and is a predicted model, not a curated record. NCBI's taxonomy places the organism in Eukaryota, Viridiplantae, Streptophyta, Magnoliopsida, Fabales, Fabaceae.
CCCCAAAUUGAAAACCCCAAAUUGAAAAACCCCAACACUUUUUAUCAAAUCAUUGUGCUGUUGUUGAAGCAAUCUGAAAGUUAGCAUAAGCUUGUGUGGGAGAGUAAAAGGAUUUCAGAUUUUCAGUGCUCAUUGUAUGAUUGGAUUGUAGAGUGCCGUGAGGAACUGAGGAUACUAUGCUCUUGAAUUGUAGAUUUGUAGCCUUGUUGUUAACUUGUUAUUUUGGCUGGAGAAAGAUUGAGGAUUGCAGAGUGCUCAUUGGGUGCGUUUUUUUUUUGAGGAUACUGUGCUCAUUUGGUGCGUUUUUUUUUUUUGAGGAUACUGUGUUCAUUUGAAAAUUUUGACCCCCCUGACCCCGAGUCCUGGAUCCGCCACUGUCUGGUCGUCAUGUUCUCAUUUUGGGGCCGGGUAGGUCCCCGACCUUUAGCUUUUUGUGUGGUUCUCUCUAUGGGGAUCACAGAGAGUUGGUUGGACUAGGUGGUCUUGUCUAGGCCGUUUGAGCUGACUUACGGGAGUUGGGUUUGGGGCCCCCCCUAUGGGGCUCCGCGCCCCACCUCUUUUUUUUUAACCCAUAAAUGCCCUACGGAACUUAAACUUCCGUAUUCUAUAAAAUAGAAUACGGAAGUUAAAAUUCCGUAUUAUAACUCUGACAGUCAUCACCUUUUCCACCAUUACUCCUCCCUCCACCAACCCCUCCACCAUUACUCCUCCGUCACCAACCCCUCACCAGCCCCCUUAACCCCCUCAAUGCCUCCAGACCACCCUCUCUCUCACCCUCUCCUACCUCACUUUCAUCCUCACUUCCAUUCUUCCUACCACCACCACCAACUCCUUCAUUGGCAAGCUCUCCACCAUUGGAUGCAAAAAGAUAGCAUUUGAGGGAUGACAGAAUCAUUUUUAUUUCAUGAAUCCCAAUUGAUUGAAGUUGGAUUGAACAAUGCUCAACCUGAAGAGGUGCCACCACCAGCAUUUGUACCCCCGUGUAUAAGUAUAGAUGUCUCGCAUUUAUUUACAACUGAUCAGAUUUUCCCUACCCGUGAUGAUCUUAUCAAUUGGGUUCAUGGAAUUGCGAUUGAAAAUGGAUAUGUUGUGUUGAUCACAAAGUCAGAUAGCGGUGGGAAUGGAAGCAGAAAAGCUUAUGUCAUGUUGGGGUGCGAGAAGCAUGGUAAGUAUGUUCCCUACAGAGACCCUGACCUUGUUGAAGGAACGAGAACACAAAAGACAGAAUGUCCUUUUAGACUAAAAGGACGACCUAUGAAAAAUGGCAUAGAUAGAGAUUGGCGGCUAAAGGUGAUGGAAGGUACACACAACCAUGAACCAGCUAGGUCACUACUUGGCCACAAUUUUGUUGGUCGUCUAAAUUCCGAAGAGAAGGAGCAAGUGGAAAAAAUGUCAAAGAGUUGGGUUCCACCGAGAAAGAUGCUGUUGACUUUGAAGGAAAACAAUCCUUUAAACUUGACUACCAUAUCUCAGAUUUAUGGUGCUUGCAAGAGGUUAAGAAAAUCCCUCCGCGGGUCAUUGACAGAAAUGCAACACUUGUUGAAGAAGUUGGACGGUGACAAGUACGUCCACUUUGAAAGACAUGAGCCUGGAUCGGAAGUCAUUAGGGAUGUAUUUUGGGCUCAUCCAAAUGCUAUCAAACUGUUCAACACAUUUCCAUAUGUAGUGAUUAUGGAUUGCACAUACAAGACAAACAAAUAUAAAAUUCCAUUGCUUGAGAUUUUCCAUCCUUUUUCCACCCAUAUAUACACACAGUUCAGAAUGUUGAGGACGAUGGUAACUGUGGCUAUAGAGCCAUUGCUGCAUUACUGGGACUACCAUCAGGUGAGGAAGGUUGGCCAUGUGUUAGGGAAGCGUUGAUAGACGAACUUGAACGACACAGAGGAUUGUAUGAUGAAAUGUGGUCCAGACAUGUGGUUAAUGCCUUACAUUCUCGACUCACUCUUCCUCCUGGUCAUCCGGCUACCGAGGAUAAAUGGAUGCAACUGCCAGAGAUGGGAUACCUUGUAGCAACCAGGUUCCAAGUGGUUUUCAUAUCCAUCUCUUCUCAGGGUUGUUGGUCAUACCUUCCACUAAGAGGAGAAGGUCCACCUCCUGUACAUCGUGUUAUAGCUGUUGGUCAUGUGAUAAAUCACUUUGUACAGCUCCAUCUAACUCCUGGACAUUCUAUGCCGCCAAUUGCUCUCCAGUGGGAACGGUAUGUUGAUCCUAUAUCAGUAAGCUGGUGCGUCCCAUAUGUUACACGUUUACACAGGUUCACAUCAGAAUUAGAAGCUUGGUUUGUUACUUUUGGUGUUCCUCUUAGUCACCAAAGCUAUGUAGACAUCACCACAGACUGACGCCACACUUUGUGUAAUAUUCAUUUGUAAACGCUCUGUAAUAUUAAUCUGAUGGGCCUUGCCCUUAUGUUGUUCAUUGCUGCUUUUAAUAAUAGUAAUUUGAUGGUCAUUGGUAUA